Ectocarpus sp. CCAP 1310/34 is the source of this 1012-nucleotide messenger RNA. NCBI's taxonomy places the organism in Eukaryota, Phaeophyceae, Ectocarpales, Ectocarpaceae. The record is from the annotation of a GenBank genome assembly.
AUGGAAGCUACCAACUUCGCUAUGCAGGCAAAAAUUCCGUUCAACUUCACCCAGAGCAUAGCCUCAUUCAGCGCACCCGUCAAAUCUCGCCCCUACCGCGUCAAUCCCCCGGUGGCGAAACAAGUUGAUGCGAUCCUUGACCAGUAUCUUGCGGCAGGUUUGAUCCAACAUUCGACCUCGCCUUACUCGAGCCCUUUGGUAGUCAUACCGAAGAAAUCUGGUGGUGUUCGCAACACCGUCAAUUAUCGCAAGCUCCAUAAGCUUUGUGCUUUGAGCCAGCUUCCGAUUCCUCGAGUUGAUGAUACUUUGGACAAGUUGUUGAAAGGGCGAAUUUAUUCCCUUUUCGAUAUGAAAUCUUCGUUCCGCCAAAUCACGGUGCACCGCGAUACAAUCCCUUUGACGGCAUUCGUGACAUCUUCCGGGCUUUUCGAGUGGUUGAAUAUGCCUCAAGGCAGUUCGGCUGCCCCUGGGUGGUUUUGCAAAUACUUGGAUGAUUUGAUCGUCUUUGAUGACACCCCUGCUACUCAUGUUGGUACCAUGCGCGCAUGCUUUGAACGCUUGCGUACGCACAACUUGAAACUCACGCCUCCGAAAGCUACUAUUGGCGCUACUGAAGCGGACUUCCUGGGACACACCAUCUCCCCUGACGGCGUUAGGCCUAACGGUGCCAAGGUUUCGGCCCUCACCAAAAUGCCUAUGCCUAGGGAUGUCAAGCAACUACGCCGCCUUCUCGGUGGUCUCAGCUACUACCGUAAGUUCCUCCCCACCAUGGCUAAACGCAUUCGACCUCUGACUACUCUACUCAAGAAGCAGAAGAAGUUUACCUUCACCCCUUCCAUGGAGCAAGCCGUUCGCGUUUUACUAGCUGAGUUGGCCAAUCCCCCUGUUUUGGUUUAUCCAGAUUAGGAUGCCGCUUCAGACGGCUCGCGACCUUGUCAUCUUUACUGUGAUGCUAGUCGCGAUGAGUGUGGUGGGACUCUCGAACAAGAACAGCCACAUGGUUCCAUUCUCC